Messenger RNA from Belonocnema kinseyi, 594 nucleotides. Its product is annotated as speckle-type POZ protein-like. The transcript has a single exon. NCBI's taxonomy places the organism in Eukaryota, Metazoa, Arthropoda, Insecta, Hymenoptera, Cynipidae. The coding region runs from base 1 to 594 and encodes 197 amino acids. Gene Ontology annotation, molecular function: protein binding. The record is from RefSeq and is a predicted model, not a curated record.
AUGAAACGUGAGAUUGAAGAAAUCAAAACAGACUUUGAAAAAUUUAAACCGCUUCUGAACAAUAAGAUGUAUAGCGAUAUUGGAUUUCUUUUCGACUAUGAAAAAUAUCCAGCACAUAAGCUGGUCCUAGCUGUAAACAGCAUAUUUUAUCAAACACAAUUUUCUCGACAGGAUUCGAUAUCGGAAAUAAAAGUCGACGAUAUAAAUCCUAAAGUGUUUUAUGAAUUACUGAUAUUCAUGUACACAGGAACGGUGGAAUACAUGGAUGAAAUAACGUGCCGACUUUUCAAUUUCGCCGUUAAAUAUGGGGUGUUGGAUUUGGAUAAACUAUUGAUGAGUAUCCCGAAGGUGAAUUUGAGUAUUGAAAAUGUGAUUUCUAAUUUUCUAGACUCUCAAGAUGAUUACAUGCAAGGAAUAUUUUUCGUAUUCAUCGUAAAAAACAUUGAAACCAUUAUGACAUUGGGAAAGUUCACAGAAUUAUUAAGGAUAGCACCAGAAUUUCUUUCAGAUAUUUUAGUAGAGGUUUCUCUUUUCCUGAAAUCUCAUAAGAAAGACGAAAGUUGGCAGAUAAGUAAAAAUCUUCACGAACGAUGA